This is a messenger RNA of Chionomys nivalis (European snow vole), 750 nucleotides long. Its product is annotated as CKLF-like MARVEL transmembrane domain-containing protein 2. Bases 1 to 750 code for a protein of 249 amino acids. Lineage: Eukaryota; Metazoa; Chordata; Mammalia; Rodentia; Cricetidae. The transcript has 4 exons. The record is from RefSeq and is a predicted model, not a curated record. Gene Ontology annotation, cellular component: membrane.
AUGAAUCCUGCAAAUUCCAGGCGUGAGUCCCGACGUGAGUCCAGCCACCCUUCCAGCGGCACAACAUCUCAAUCUCAAUUCUUGGAUGCUCCCUCACACUCCGAGUCAAAGGAGUCUAUCGCCUCUGUUACGUCUCACAAGGGAUUUCCACUUAGCACCACACCAUCCAGUAAAUCUAUACAUACUGUUCAGAAAGAACAGCGUGCCAGCAAGUUACCACCAAAGAAGCCCACAGAGAGUCAGAAGAUGCCAACUCGCCAGCUAUCUAAGAAGAUCAAGUUACAUGCAUCCAUCAAAAAACGCGCUGAGGGCCGGACCAAGGUCCCAGAAAGAUUCAGAGACAGCUUCCAGCUUUUUGUCUUCUCAACUACUGGAAUGUUGAAAGUCUUGAGGAUGUGUAUUGUUGCGGCAUCGGUGUUUUGUUUCGUCAUUGGCGGCGCCCAUGAGAUGUUUAUAGCAAUCACGAUUCAGGAAACCUGCAUCGUCCUAUUUUUUGUCAUAAUAUAUUUGGUAACCCUUCAACACUUGCUGAUCUGUAUCCACUGGCCUUUGCUUGAUUUUAUCAACAGUUUAAUCUCAGCUGUGUUCCUUGGAGUAGUUGCCCUGAUAACAAUUCAAGAAAAACAAAGAAGGCAUUUGUGUUUUAUUGGAGGGAUCCUGUGCCUCUCGGCAACAAUCCUGUGUCUCAUCGAUGCGUUGUUGGUCUCCAAUGAGAUGAGGAAAAACAGGAAACAAGCCCUGAGACUGUAA